AUGCGUGUCAGAAAAGAGAAAAGCCUGAAUGAAAUGACAGACUCUCCUCCUCCGCCUCCAUCUCUCCCUGUCCUCAAACAUCUCACCCUCAGCAGCCUGGGAAGCCCUGACAGGCUUGACACCUGCCAGUCAUACAAUCAGAGACAGGGUGGAGAGGACAGCAGCAUACACAGCUCCACAUGCUGCUGCAGUACAGCACCAAAACUCACUUUACAACUCAUCCACUCACAGACAGCAGGUGCUGGGAUGUGGCG
Molecule: messenger RNA, 254 nt
Organism: Xyrichtys novacula (pearly razorfish)
Lineage: Eukaryota; Metazoa; Chordata; Actinopteri; Labriformes; Labridae
Source: the annotation of a GenBank genome assembly